AUGCUGGCUUUCGAGUGGGCGUGGAGUGCGCCCAAUGGCAAUCCCAUGACCACCGCGCUCGCCGUGAUGCCCACAGCGGACCAACAACCAGCGGGUUAUGUCAUCAACGACGGGGCCGGCGCCCGUGUCUGGGUCGGCGAGCAUCCUCUUGCUCCUGAUUCUGCUCCUGCCCCCAAUCCUGAUCCUGAUCCUGCACCAGGGCCAAUGGCUGGGAACACCGCAGCUGUCGCUGGGCAGGAUAAGAAAAGACGAACCAAGCACGGCAAGGAGAGGAAUUGA
Clonostachys byssicola is the source of this 279-nucleotide messenger RNA. Lineage: Eukaryota; Fungi; Ascomycota; Sordariomycetes; Hypocreales; Bionectriaceae. The record is from the annotation of a GenBank genome assembly.